UUUAAUCGAUAACUUCUGGGAUCAUCAGACAUUCAUUUGAGUUUGUUUACAGUUCAGUCAAUUUAAAAUUAAAUAAGUCAACAACGAUGAAGUGUUUUUGGCUUAUUUCGUUAAUUCUAUCAAUCACAUUGACUUCACAAGUGUCAUCAUUUGAAGUUGCAUGCCGCUAUGAAAUCGAAACAGGAUUUAAUGAGCUGAUUCCAGCAGCUUAUUGCUGUAAUGUCAUUAGCGACCAUCAUCAUGUUAAAGAAGGCAUUUUAUCAAUUUCAUCAGCAACAGGACGUCACUUAGUUGACAAAAAAGACACAGAUGUAACAGGAUUUUGGGUCUAUGGCAGUCAUUUUGACUUUUUUCCUCAAGGAUUGUCCAAAGUUUUUAAUAAUCUGGAAGUGAUUAUUUUUGGUGAUUGUGGAAUUAAAAGAAUUGGAAAAAAUGACCUGAAGCCAUUCCCAAAACUAAUUUGGUUCUCACUUUUUGUCAAUCAAAUUGAGGUCAUUGAAAAUGGACUUUUUGACUAUAACCCAAACUUGAAAUACAUUUCGUUGAGGGACAACAAAAUUUCGAGAAUUCAUCCAAAUAGUUUUGAUCAUUUAGCUUAUUUGGUGACUUUGAGGCUAAGUGGCAAUCUGUGCAUCAAUGUUAAUGCAAAUGAAAAUAGAAAUCAAGUUGUGGAUCUCAUCAGAAAAUUAAAGGCUAAGUGUUCAGCACCAGAAGUUAUAACAACGACUGAAGAAUCAAUAAAUGUCAUGGAAGGCCGAUUUGAUGAUGAAAAUAUUAAAGGAAUGACGUCAAGAUUGGAAAGUAGUGUCUUGAUGGUCACUGUUGCUGCUGUUUUGUGGAUUUGUAUUCAGUGAUUUGAUUAAUUUUUAAAAAAUGUGAUAAAUAAAUUGUUAAAGCUAGUUCAAAUAACUUGUAUAAUUGUAUCCUUUUUUCAUUUAAGGCAAUCCUUCUCAAACUAUGCUUUGCGAUCCUUAAAAAAAACUUUACCUAUUCAGAUCAAUUGUGAUCCAGAGGUGCGCUAGGGCGUUUUGCAGCUAAUGAGAGUUUAACGAGUGAGGAUGUGCCACUCCAACCUAGACCU
Chironomus riparius is the source of this 1081-nucleotide messenger RNA. Lineage: Eukaryota; Metazoa; Arthropoda; Insecta; Diptera; Chironomidae. The record is from the annotation of a GenBank genome assembly.